This is a messenger RNA of Chilo suppressalis (striped riceborer), 366 nucleotides long. The record is from the annotation of a GenBank genome assembly. NCBI's taxonomy places the organism in Eukaryota, Metazoa, Arthropoda, Insecta, Lepidoptera, Crambidae.
AUGCCUUCCCUGUGGGACUACUUGCAUUUCAACCGGCAGUACAACAACAAGCGAAACCUAGAAGAGGGCCUGUUCCAAAUCGCUUCGCAGACCUGCAACAUCCUAGUGAAAGUCAACAAUACGAACAACAUUAACUUGACGAGGAGCGACGAGUACGGGUGCGCUGGACCCCCCAAAGGGAAAACUUCUAUGCAGGUGUGCGUGCCCAAGUUCAGGAAGAAUUCUAUCACGUCGGGGUGCAACCCAGGACUCUCGGUUACAAUAGAACUGCGGUCCGAACAGCGGCUGAGCACAGCGAGCGUGCCGGCGAAGCGUCAGAAACGAACUUUUUUUGGCAAGAGCCUACAAGAGAAAAACAGCAGCUAG